Theobroma cacao (cacao) is the source of this 2427-nucleotide messenger RNA. RefSeq lists its product as uncharacterized. Gene Ontology annotation, molecular function: Hsp70 protein binding; ribosome binding. The record is from RefSeq and is a predicted model, not a curated record. Gene Ontology annotation, cellular component: cytosol. Lineage: Eukaryota; Viridiplantae; Streptophyta; Magnoliopsida; Malvales; Malvaceae. Gene Ontology annotation, biological process: regulation of translational fidelity; 'de novo' cotranslational protein folding.
CUUUUCCUCUAUAUAAUUUCAGGGUCUCCGAUCAAAACAAACUACGCCACCAUAGCCCUCCACCACGCGGCCCCAAGCUAAGCUAAGAUUGUCACACAAGUUUCGAACUAGGUACGAACUAGAGUGAAGCUAUCUGAGAUUUUAGCAUCGGCAUCUUCAUCUUUUUUGGUUUUGUGUGUCCACCAUAAACAUUAUGGCGGUCCACACAAGCAUUCAGCUUAUUUCUUAUUCUCAGGAGCUUGUGGAUGGACAGCCACUCUAUGUUUCUUCAAAUUGCCUUCCUGUUAAGGCUUUAAAUUAUGAACCUGCUGGCCAUGCUUUUCAUUGUGCUGCUCUUAAACUCCUUGGCUGUGAAGAGGAUGAUACAGCGGAAGUUGAUGAUCAGAAUGUUUCUAAUGAUAAGGAACAAGUAUAUAUGCCAUCGUCUGAUUCGUAUAGCAGCAAAGGAAAAAAGAAAUCUGCUGCUGAUGGCAAGCAACAAGAUCACUAUGCAUUGCUGGGGUUGAGCCAUUUAAGAUAUCUUGCCACAGAGGAUCAGAUUAGGAGAAGCUACCGUGAAGCUGCCUUGAGGCAUCAUCCUGACAAACUUGCUGCUCUUCUUCUUGCAGAGGAGACUGAGGCUGCAAAACAAGCGAAGAAGGAUGAAAUAGAGAAUCACUUUAAGUCCAUUCAAGAGGCAUAUGAGAUUUUGAUCGAUCCUGUAAGGAGGAGAAUUUAUGACUCCACAGAUGAGUUUGAUGAUGAAAUUCCAACUGACUGUGGCCCACAGGACUUCUUCAAGGUGUUUGGCCCAGCUUUCAUGAGGAAUGGACGAUGGUCGGUGAACCAACCUAUCCCAACAUUAGGCGAUGACAGCACUCCACUAAAAGAUGUUGAUAAUUUCUAUAAUUUUUGGUAUAGUUUUAAAAGCUGGAGGGAAUUCCCACAUGCAGAUGAGUAUGACCUUGAGCAAGCUGAGUCUCGUGAUCAUAAAAGGUGGAUGGAGAGGCAGAAUGCAAAACUGUCUGAGAAGGCUAGGAGGGAGGAAUAUGCUCGGAUACGGGCACUUGUUGACAAUGCCUAUAAAAGAGACCCUAGAAUACUUAGGAGAAAGGAAGAGGAGAAAGCUGAGAAACAGAGGAAAAAGGAAGCCAAGUUUCGUGCAAAGCAGUUGCAGGAGGAAGAAGCUGCCAGGGCUGCUGAAGAGGAGAGACGCCGCAAAGAAGAGGAGGAGAAACGAGCUGCUGAAGCUGCUUUACAACAUAAGAAAAUGAAGGAGAAAGAGAAGAAGCUCCUUCGGAAAGAGCGAACUCGCCUUAGAACACUGUCUGCACCUGCUUUAUCUCAGCAUUUGCUUGAUCUUUCUGAGGAUGAUGUGGAAAGUCUUUGUACGUCUCUUGGUAUUGAGCAGCUUAGAAGUUUAUGUGAUAAGAUGGAGAACAAAGAAGGGUUAGAGCGGGCUAAAAUAAUCAGAGAUGCACGCGGAUACAGUGGCAAUUUGGAGAAAAAACCAGAUGUAAAGAAAAGCUCAGAGCUGAAUGGUUCUGUGGAGUCCAAUGGAAGUGUCCUCUUGAGCAGCUUUGAAAAGAAGGAGAAACCUUGGACCAAGGAAGAAAUUGAGCUUUUGAGAAAAGGAAUGCAGAAAUAUCCCAAAGGGACAUCUCGCAGGUGGGAGGUUAUUUCAGAGUACAUUGGUACAGGGAGAUCUGUGGAAGAAAUUCUGAAGGCUACCAAAACAGUCCUCUUCCAGAAGCCUGAUGCUGCCAAAGCUUUUGAUUCUUUUCUUGAGAAGAGGAAACCGGCGCAGUCUAUUGCAUCUCCGCUUUCCACUAGGGAUGAAGUAGAAGGGGUUUCUACACCUUCUGGGACUGAAAGCAGUGCUGUGAAGACAGUUAGCCCAGAAGACUCUGGUAGAAGUGCAAAUAAUCCUGUUGAUGUGGCUUCUGGUAUUGGGGUUUCAUCAAGUUCAGAACAAGAUGUGUGGUCUGCUGUACAAGAAAGAGCACUGGUUCAGGCUCUAAAGACAUUCCCGAAAGAAACCAGUCAGCGAUGGGAACGAGUAGCAGCUGCCGUUCCUGGGAAGACUGUAAACCAGUGCAAGAAGAAAUUUGCAUCACUGAAGGAAAACUUUAGAAACAAGAAAAACGCGGUAUAGUUAUUGAAUUGACACUGUUGGGUGCUGAGAAGAAACAAAUCUUCAUGAGGGAAUUGUCUUGGUGUCUCCCAUUUGGAUUCAAUUCUUUCCUUAGAAGCUAGGAACUUGCUUGAGCUACAACAUGUGUAACGAAACUGACCUUUUUUCCUAGUUCCUACGCUCUGGCUUUUGUCCUGCUAUGAAGCUUUUUAUAGCUCAUGUUUUUGCAGAAAGUAGCUUAUAUAUUAAUAUAAAUGCGCCACAUUGCAUUGAUUUUAUAUGGAUCAGUAUUUGCAUGGGAUCCCCAUGAUUUA